ACGUCACCGAUACCGCUCACAUGACACACGGGUCACACGCUGGGCAUAACAGCAGGUGCUUUCACAACGUAUCGUCUCCAAUGUUUUGUGGCUUCACUACAGACCCUAAGAUGUACCGUUGGGUGUGUCUACUGUUGGUGCUGGCAUUUGUGAUCGUUUGGGGAUCAGCACAAGACGCCUGUGGUUACAAGAAAUGCGCGGCGCUGCCUGUGAAGCCAGGCUAUGUAAAUGUGCACCUGGUGCCCCACACUCAUGACGACGUCGGCUGGCUCAAGACUGUGGACCAGUACUACUACGGAGCCAAUAACAGUAUCCAGAUCGCGGGUGUUCAGUACAUCCUGGAUUCAGUCAUCCCCCAGUUGGAGAUGAAGCCGAGCAGGACGUUCAUCUACGUGGAGAUGGCGUUCUUCUACCGGUGGUGGCAGGAACAGGACGGAGACAUGAGGGAUAGGGUCAGGAAACUCGUCGGUAAAGGCCAGCUGGAGUUUAUAAACGGAGGUUGGUGCAUGAAUGACGAGGCCAGUACGCACUACAACGCUAUCAUCGACCAGAUGACUGUGGGUCUGCAGUUCCUCAACAGCACGUUUGGGGAGUGCGGGCGCCCCCUAGCGGCCUGGCACAUAGAUCCUUUCGGACACUCCCGUGAGCAGGCCUCACUGUUCGCGCAGAUGGGAUUUGACGGGUUCUUCUUCGGGCGGCUGGACUACCAGGACAAGGCGAACCGACUGAAGUACAGGAACAUGGAGGAGAUCUGGCGAGCGAGUCCGGACGAUCUUGGAGCGGCUGCAGACCUUUUCACAGGCGCCCUGUACAACCACUACGUCCCGCCAGGCGGCCUGUGCUUCGACAUCGGCUGUCAGGACCAACCUGUUGAGGAUGACAUGUCUCUACAUGACUACAACGUGGCCAAUCGGGUCGGCAUCGCUGUCAACACGUCCUGGAUCAGGUCAGUGAAGCAUUUCCAAACAGACCACAUCAUGUGGACCAUGGGGUCGGAUUUCCAGUACCAGGCGGCGCACACGUGGUUCAAGAACAUGGACAAACUUAUUACACACACCAACAGUAUGGCGGACAAGCACAAGGUGAAUCUCCUGUACUCAUCUCCGUCCUGUUACAUCUACCACAAGAACAAGGCUUCAGCAACGCCCCCUGGCGUCAAGUUUGCGCACAACAACACGGCCGACUUCUUCCCGUACGCUGACCAACCGCACGCGUUCUGGUCUGGUUAUUUCACCUCCAGGCCUGCAUUCAAGGGAUAUGUCAGGAGAUGUAACAAUCUGCUACAGGUUUGUAAGCAGUUGGAAGUAUCGGAGCACGAAGUUUCCGACAAAGUUCCUCUGCCGACGUCGAAGCGUUUCACCUGGCAAAAUUAUGAUUUCGUAUCUUCAAUAUUCACAGGGGAGGCGAUGGGCGUAGCACAACAUCACGACGCCGUAAGCGGCACAGAGAAACAACACGUGGCAAAUGACUACGCUAUGCGGCUCCACGCAGGCGCAGUAGAGUGCCAGGUUAUCACCAGUAUGACCCUGCAGCAGAGGAUGGCGAAAGCUGGUGCCCUCCCGCCUGUAGCCGAGUUCUGUAACUACCUAAACAUCAGCGUCUGUCCGCUCACUGAGGACGAAUUUACAAAGUCGUUCACUGUCACAGUGUACAACCCUUUGGCACGUCGGCGGACCGGAUAUUACGUCAGACUUCCGGUGACCGGAGAUGCCUAUGCUGUUAAUGAUCCGGAAGGCAACAAUGUUGUAACCCAGGUGACGAAGGUGAGUCAGCGGACACAGGAAAUCAGAGGAAAACGAGGGAAAGCCAAACACGAACUUCUCUUUCCCGUUUCUGCGCCUGCGCUAGGUUUCAGUACGUACUUCGUCAGCCAGUCCCAAAACAGUUCCAGAUCAGCAGGAAAGCAACCGAAAGCUGGAGAUGACCAAGAGAUUCACAAUGAGCACCUUAGCCUACUGUUUGACGGGAAAACCGGCCUCCUGAAAAGUGUGGUCAACCUGGAGACCAACCUAACGCUGAAGGUGAACCAGGGCUUCUACUGGUACAACUCCAGCGCGGGAAACAACAAGGCGAGCAACAAGAAGUCUGGAGCGUACGUCUUCAGGCCAAACAGUACCGAGGCUAUGCCCAUCCUGCCUCAACAGUCUGUCAUUACAAGUGUGGUUGAUGGACAGCUGUGUCAGGAGGUCCAGCAGAGUUUCAGCCCGUGGGUCAGCCAGGUUGUCCGGCUGUACUCCGGACAGCGCCACGCCGAGCUGGAGUGGACAGUGGGACCGAUCCCCAUCAAGGACGAUCUGGGGAAGGAGAUCAUCUCUCGGUUCGACACGGACAUUAUGUCCGACAGCACGUUUUACACAGAUGCGAACGGACGUGAGCUCCUAGCGCGGGUUGUGGACCGCCGUCUGACGUGGAAACUCAACCAGACUGAACCGGUGGCAGGCAACUACUACCCCGUCAAUAGCAGGAUACUCAUCAAGGAUAAGUCCAAGCAGCUGACUGUUCUCACUGACCGAUCGCAGGGUGGCAGUAGCCUAAGGAACGGAUCUCUGGAACUCAUGGUCCAUAGGCGCAUGCUCUAUGAUGAUGGGUAUGGCGUGGGGGAACCACUGAAUGAGACAGGAGUGUUCGGAGACGGUUUGGUUGUCCGUGGGAAGCACUAUCUCCUGCUGGACACCCCUGAGAGCUCGGGACAGCUCCACCGCGCCCUCGGGGAGCAACUGUACAUGGCACCGUCCGUCCUGCUCGGUCUCGCCGGUGGCAACGAUCCCAAGCAGUACAGGAAAGAGUUCCGCACAAAUUACACAGCUAUGAAGCGCGAACUGCCAUCCAGUGUUCACCUGCUGACGUUGGAGAUGUCUGAAGAUGAGACGGUCCUGAUGAGGCUGGAGAAUCAGCUGCAGAAGGCGGAGGGCGGCGCCCCUCAGAACGUGACUUUGACGGGACUGUUUGAGCCCUUCGAGGUGGAAAUUAACACGGUGGAAGAGCUGACCCUGGGCGCUAACUACCCUGCCACCAUGGUACAGCGGCUCGCAUGGAACACAGAAGGCGGGCGGACAAAGUCCGAGGCUCUCCGCUGCUGGGACUCCGGGUCGGCCACAGUGUCUCUCCAGCCCAUGCAGAUCUGUACACUGCGCUUCAAGGUGCAGCAGCGGGACUGAGGCACGUUUCGGCACGCAUGAGGCGUCCUACCCUAGCUGUUACCAGACGAUACCCAGGGGUGGUUUCAGAAGUGAAACUUGUUUGAUAGUUGUAAAAGUGCAACAAAUAUUGACAUCAUAAAUGUAGUUGCCAACUUGGGUAGUGAUACCAAUGUACCACACUAGUGUCACUUUUACUACACUAGUUCACUUCUUUUAUCGGAAUAAAUGCCUUAUUAGUUGUGAUGCCA
Molecule: messenger RNA, 3388 nt
Organism: Branchiostoma floridae (Florida lancelet)
Lineage: Eukaryota; Metazoa; Chordata; Leptocardii; Amphioxiformes; Branchiostomatidae
Product: lysosomal alpha-mannosidase-like
Exons: 26
Coding region: 21-3158 (1045 amino acids)
Biological process (GO): mannose metabolic process
Cellular component (GO): lysosome
Molecular function (GO): carbohydrate binding; alpha-mannosidase activity
Source: RefSeq, a predicted model, not a curated record